Molecule: messenger RNA, 1005 nt
Organism: Meloidogyne enterolobii
Lineage: Eukaryota; Metazoa; Nematoda; Chromadorea; Rhabditida; Meloidogynidae
Source: the annotation of a GenBank genome assembly
AUGGAUGCCCAUUUUCAUUUAUUUUUAUUAAAAUUUCCUUUUUUAGAAAACACUCUUGAUCAUCAGCUGCCGCGUUCAGCAGGAACCCCACUUUCCGUAAAUUCCCAACAACAACAAACUGAAGCUGAACAUCCUGAAUAUAAAAGACUUUUAUCUGAAUUGUGUAAACACAAAAAAGAUGUAAAGCGUUUAUUAGAACGUUUAAAUAUUGAUAAACCUGGAGAGAUGAAGCUAAAAUCUUCUUUAACCAAUGUAAUUCAGGUGAUGGAAGGAACACGAAAAGGAGGACCGGUAACUCGAGAUUUAUUAAAGAAGCUUCUUGCAAACGUACAAACAGUCAAAGAACAAUACGAUAUUGCUCGACAUUUUUUGCUUGCAGCAAGAAAAUUGAAAGCAGCGCAAGCAACUGGACGUGAAAUGCCAAAAGAACCUUUAUUUUUGGAUCCUUGGAAAGAUGUCAGACAUUUACAGAUAAAAAUUCCUGAAGAAGUUUUGGCAAAAAAGAAGAAAAGUGAAGCGCCAAAGAAGAGAGGAAUUGAUGUUAAAAAAGAAGAUGUUGGUGAGGUUCCAGUAAAGCGUGGAUUGCUUGAAUCUAUGGCAGAAUCCUUUUCGACUCCUGAAAAACCUGCUGGAGAAAUUUAUAAAAUAAAAUGUAUUGAUGGAUCUGAAUUUGCGCUUAAUUCAAAGCUUUCUGCAGCUUUGGGAAUGGCUUUACAGCAAGGAUUUGUUUUUGAUUUUGAUUCGAAUCAUGUUCCAAUUUCAACCAAAUGUCCAGCUUUGUAUGUUAAAUUUUCUCGAAAGGAUGAUAAAAAGUUUCAAACUAUUUCUUCUUCAACAACACUUUUUCUACUUUUACCUACAAAUUAUCCAGAAUCUCAAAUUAAAAUUUUGACGAAAUCGGAAGGAUCAACUACAAUGGAAAUAUUUCUUGAAAAAUUGGAUUCAAACCUAGUCAAUACAAAUUCUUUGGAUAGUGUGCUUGCUGCUUGGAACAGUUGUUUUUAA